This is a messenger RNA of Osmia bicornis bicornis, 1119 nucleotides long. RefSeq lists its product as uncharacterized. Gene Ontology annotation, molecular function: RNA-DNA hybrid ribonuclease activity; nucleic acid binding. Lineage: Eukaryota; Metazoa; Arthropoda; Insecta; Hymenoptera; Megachilidae. The transcript has a single exon. The coding region runs from base 1 to 1119 and encodes 372 amino acids. The record is from RefSeq and is a predicted model, not a curated record.
AUGGCAAUGGGUGCGCUGCUCGAUAUCAAGCCACCCCAUCUAACAGUGAUGGCAACGGCUUGGAGAGCGGCCAUCCGCCUCCAUCAAGCUGAAGAAUGGUCCCCGGCGAGCGGCGGGCACACCGAGAUCGUCAGAGAUCUGGGUUCGGAGUCAAUUCUGACCCAAGGUGGAGACCGCUGCAAGACGGAGUACCUCUUCAGACGAGAAUAUGAUUUAAUCGUCCCAGACAGGGAGAAAUGGCUGGAGAACCCAAACGGCAUUCUGACGUCGGGGGGGCUGGUCUGGUUCACAGACGGCUCCAAGACCGGAUCUGGCACCGGAGCCGGGAUUGCGGGGGAGAGCCCAAGGGUCGAAAUGACCCUCAAACUGGGCCACCACGUUACAGUCUUCCAAGCAGAAGUGUUUGCCAUCUGGGCUUGCGCUAAAUAUAAUUUGGAAAGGGCCCACUCAGGAAAAUACAUCUGUAUCUGCAGUGACAGCCUAGCCGCGCUUAGAGCCCUCCACAAAGUGGAAAUUGGGUCGAAGCUAGUCAAGGACUGUGCACUGACUUUGAGACAGCUAUCUCUGAACAACAGAGUAAAGCUGCUAUGGGUACCAGGUCACGCUGGUAUCCCAGGCAACGAGAGGGCCAACGAACUGGCACGACUGGGGGCGACAGGCUCCCAGCCAUGCCAUGAGUACCCCAUUGCCGUCUCAACCUAUACGUUGAAAGACCUGGCUAAGGACUGGUUAAACCAGGAAUUCACCAGGCUCUGGCAUAACGCAAACGGCAUGAGACACACGAGGGCCCUACUUGAGGGGCCGUCACAAAAGCUCGGUGACACCUUAAUCCACCUGGACAGGGCGCAACUGCGCGUGCUCUUGGGCCUAGUGACAGGACACUGGUACACGAGGAAACACCUCGCGCGCAUGGGACUCACCGAGGAGUGGACAUGCCCGAGGUGCGAGGAGGAGGACGAAACACCUCUCCACGUACUCCUAAGAUGCAGGGAACUAAGGGCCCUUAGAGGAUCAAUCCUGGGGACCAUGGAACCCUCAUCAUUAAGCAUUUCGGCUGACCUGGUGCCGGUGCUUCUAAAUCUUGCAAGAGAAGCCCAGCUACCAAGGUACAGCCAGUAA